Messenger RNA from Guillardia theta CCMP2712, 1854 nucleotides. RefSeq lists its product as hypothetical. The transcript is spliced from 4 exons. The record is from RefSeq and is a predicted model, not a curated record. Bases 1 to 1854 code for a protein of 617 amino acids. Lineage: Eukaryota; Cryptophyceae; Pyrenomonadales; Geminigeraceae.
AUGGCUUCCUGCAGCAACCGAGCAUGCGGUGCCGCUCGCCGUCUCCUGGUCAAGCUCGCUCACGCCGAGGAGACGCUGGACGAGAGGAUGCUGAAGAUGGAGAGGAGCAUGCAUCGAGCGGCUGACAGCAGCAUGCUCUUCUGCUCGCGGCCGAUGCAGGCAGCCCUGACGAGGAGGAGCUUCCAGGUGCUGAUGCUGCUGCUGAGCGUGGUGUACUCGAGGAUGCUGGUGGGGUGGGUGAGGAGGCUGGGGAGGGGGGGAGGGACGUCGUACCGGGUGUUUUCCCUGUCGGUGCUGGAGGCUCGGAACGGGUCGCUGGCUCCUGUGAGGGCGCACGUGACGAGCUUCGGGAUGCUGCGAGACGAGCAGGACGUGGAGAAGGCGCUGGAGGAGGGGGCGAGGGUGGUGGAGCGAGCGAGGAGGGAGGAGGACGGGGCGGUGGUGAUCAGGUACGAUAGGAGGGUGGAGGUGAACGGGUUCUACUUCGUGACGGCAGAGGCGGAGGAGGAGCUCGACCCGGUACGCUUCGUGGUGUACGGGGAGGAGGAGGACGGGAGGAGGACGGUGGUGGGAGCGUCGGGCUGGAACCUGGACUGGCUGCGGGCAGACGCGUCGCCGUCACCUCCGUAUGUGUUUGACGGGAGGAAGGAGCACAAGACGACGAGGAGGAGGAGGGCGGUAGAGGCGAUCGACCUGCGUCCUCCUCUAGCCUGGAUGGUCUUGCUGGUGAUCCUGAACAUCUUCCGGCUAUGCGCCUUUCUUGUUCCGCUGCUGCUGAGCGUGGGAGGAAGGGAGGAGGAGGCGAAGGUAGCAAUGCACGCAUGUACCUUGCUGAUCGGCAUCUGCGUCGUGGGGCUGAUGUACCUGGACGGCCAUUAUCUCGCCCCCAAGUGCUUCAACCUUUUCUUCGUGUGGGGAAUCUUCAUCCUCUUCUUCUUCGAUCGCGAGCAGACGUUCUGGACCGGCUUCCUGGUGCUCUGCGCCAUCUGGGGCUCUGCGGGGAUGCUGCUGCGGUCGUCCUUCAUCUCCAUGCCAGGAAUGUGCGGGUGCUCGUUCGCGGUGGUUGUGCUGCUGCGGCGGAGGAACCUGGUGCUGGAGAGCUCGCUGCUGUGCAAGAAGCACAUGCGGGAGCAGACGAAGAGGUGGCAGGAGAUGAUGAGGGAGGAGGGAUGGAGGGAGGACCUGGCGAGGCUGGAGCAGCUGACCAACAGGAUGGCGAGCAGCAGACGAGGGAGGAGGCGAGGCAAGGGAGAGCCGGAGGGAGCAGGAGCAGGACGAGGAGGAGGAGCCGGAGGGAGGGUGUACCAGCGAGACGACAAGGAGCGGAGCGAUCAGGAUCGCUUCCUGCUGUCCUCGAGCGUCCCCGCAGACGCCGUGUGCUCGCUCGCUCGCUUGUACGCGCAGGCGGAGCUGGUCAGGAGCAUCCUGGCAGUCAAGGGAGCGGAGGAGGAGGAGCUGGUGGGGCUCAAGGAGGAGGGGAGGGCGAUGGAGAAGGCUGUGCGGGCGCGGGUGGCGGUGCAGGACCUGAGGGGAGCGAUAGGGUUCCUGGAGGCGAUGGAGGAGGAGGAGGAGGAGGUGGCGGUGGAGGGGAUCAAGAACCGGAUGGCGGGACGGGGAGGAGAGGCGAACGGGAGGAAGGACGUGAUAGUGUACGUGAGGUUGGAGACGGAGGAGGCGAGGAGGAUGGGGGUGAGUGGGCAUGUGUGCGAGGUGCAGGAAGUACAGGCUGCUCCGAUGACGCGGGACGAGGAGGACGAGGACGAGGACGAGGACGAGGACGAGGACGAGGACGAGGACGAGGACGAGGACGAGGACGAGGACGAGGAGGAAGUUGGGGGAAGCGUUUGUAGCUAA